Rhipicephalus sanguineus (brown dog tick) is the source of this 2209-nucleotide messenger RNA. RefSeq names its product FAST kinase domain-containing protein 2, mitochondrial. Lineage: Eukaryota; Metazoa; Arthropoda; Arachnida; Ixodida; Ixodidae. The record is from RefSeq and is a predicted model, not a curated record. Bases 203 to 2143 code for a protein of 646 amino acids. The transcript is spliced from 10 exons.
CUUCUUAGUAGUCUCCUUUUAAAUGGCCGCGUCCAUGUGCGCAAUCGGGUGAAGAUCGAAGCAAUGGAAACUGCGCUCGCGAUGGAAUCUCCGGUGUUUGCUAGCACGUUCGCCGCUAUGUGAAUGCCGGCACAGAAACCGAACGUCCUAGGAAUAGUUUGGCUGUUGCAAAGAGGAAAGUUUGGUCUAAGCGAGGUGCAAAAUGCUGAGGCGAAUACCUUCUAUAUUGUACCGGGGCAUCGCGCAGCAGGCUGUAGCACCUAGACGGCUGCCGGCGUUCAGGUUACUUUCGUCGGAUGUAUCGUCGAGUGACCAGAUGAUCUCGACUACAAUCACAUCGAAGGCUCCUCUUGCACCUAGUGCACCUUCGAAAGACGCAGAUAUCCUCACGGAACAACUACAGAGGGCGAAGAACGUUGACAGACUUCUCGAUCUAGUCGGUCAGCACCACCGAGUAAUGAACAAUGCCCAAGUGCUGACGGCGUUUACGUGCCUUCACGAUGUGAUCAAGCAGCAGCCUAAACCAGCGGACUUCAAGAGCUUGACUUCUCAUCCGGGCUUCCGAGAAUUAUGCAACAGGGCGUUAAAGCGGAUGCGCUUUUACGAGACGCAAGAGGUGUUAUCGUUGCUCAAGUUCUGCACAGUUUUUCAGAUUCCUGCCAACACUGCCCUUGUCCAGGCCAUUGGCCAAAUGCUAAAGCACAGCAUCAACAGUUUGUCAUUGUCAGAGCUCAUAUUUCUCGACAUGCUCCUUCAGUGGCAGAAGUCAAGCUCUUCAAUAACCGACGCAUUGAAGAUAGCUAUUCCUCUUGUGUUCCAAGCUCAGCUUCCCAUCCAGUUGGACUUCACCAAUGUUCACGAUGUUGUACGCUGUUUCAAGUUCGCUUAUAGGAAAGAAUUGGAUCCUACCCUUGUUGAGAAAAUGGCCAUCAGCCUGCUUUCAGCGCUCCCAAAACUGGACCCAGAACAGGCAGCCACAGUUGUCAUCACUGUAGGCAUGAGCCCUUCAAUUUCCUUCACGGUACCCUCGGUCAAGGAAUUGGUGAGAGGAUGUGAACAGAUAAUGGUUGAGAAUUUAUCAUCGUACGCCCCCAAGACCAUCAGGGCUAUUCUUGCGAGCUUGAUGCGAGACUCUCGGAAAUCAUCUCUGCUGGAAGCCAUCGUUCAUCACAGCACGGAUAACCACUGGCCUUUGUCGGAGCUGAGCUUGGUGCUCGAUUGCUGCUACAGGCACGAAUAUGCCACACCGCAUUUGUCGGAGUACGUGGCAGAGCGCAUUGUCAAGGAAGAGGAAAACAUCAUCCAAGACAAAAGGGUCUCCGUGGUGUGCUUCGCAGACUUGGUGGCCGCCUGCCCGAAACACACGGAUCUGUUUCGUGAGGCCGCCCGCAUUCUGGCAUCCUGUCAGGAAAAAAUUUCCACCGUGGAGCUCCUUGCCCCGCAAGUCUUCACGAGGCUGGUGGCGAAUUUGGCGAGGCUGCACUGCUUUCCAAAGGAGUUGCUGGGGCGGGCCUUUGACGAGCAGUUCCUCAACAAGGCAAGGUUCAAGGCGUCUGGCAAGAAGUGGCCGGCAAUGCUGACCAACUUGCUCCAGUUGGAACAGUGCACUCGCAUCGACCUCAAGGAGUACCAAGGGCCAGUCUUACCCGACAGACUGCGGAGAGAAGCCAUCGAAGUAGCAGCUGAAGAGAGCAACUUGCUGGUUCCCCUAAAGAAGAGUCUUGAAGUUGCUCUCGGAGGAGCGCAGUUUGUCGCGGCAGGGCUCUGGACAAGGCAUGGCUACUUCAUUGAUUUUGCUGUGGUCAUGCGAAAAGGCGAGUAUCCCGUGGCCAUAAACACCCAACUGGCAUCAGCAUCUGAUGGUGGUUAUUCCUACAUUGAAGAUUUAAAAGUACCUGAAGAUGCCAAGGUAUUGGUGGUCCUGACUGCAGAUCACAAGAGUUAUUGGAGACACACAUCGGCCCUGAAAGGAAGUGUUUCAACCAAACUGCGGCAUCUCGUAACACUGGGCUACCACCCACUUUUGGUGAACAUUGAGCAGUGGAAGUCGUUACCUGAUUACGAGAAGAUUCCAUACGUUAUGAGAGAAGCAAAGGCGGUGCUCAGUGAAGGGGACGCUUUGUGGAGCGCUCAUGCAAGGUAGCUGUACUCGGUGAAGACAGUGUACUUGAUCUUAGGAAAUAAAGAAUGCAAACAGUUGCCGGUGAAA